UUGCAAGAGACCGAUUACCACCAGGUCGACUCGGUGGGACAAUCAAAUCGAAGAUUGGACUUUUGACAUGCUGCAUCUGCUGAGCAAGUUGAAAGGGCGAAACGAACAAAAGUCCUGGAAUAAUCCAUGGCCGGUAGAUUCCACCAACCCUCAACCUUCGAUAUUCCAGAAGGAUUCUGGCUCUAGGACCUUGAACCCGACAUCAUGGUUCAGGAGGCAAUUGAAGUCUGGUUUGGCCCUGAAUCAAUCAACGAUAGGGAAGAAAUUGCCCAUCGUUUGACGUUCUCAGCAUGAUUGACAGCCGGUCGAGCCGUUUAUGUCGACAAAAGUGCCAGGCUGGGCGUUGAAACACGCACACACCAGCCGCUGUAUUCUCACGUACAUCAUGGUUAUCUUGUGGGCCGAGGCUAACCCUGGACAGGCUGGAGAUAAGCAGCGCUCCGAAGGCUUGAACGCCAUCAAGGCCUGUGUUCAUUGGGUGCGUAAGAUAACACAAUGGCGUGCCAAUGCCUGAUGUGACAUCGAGGACGAACAGGGCGCCCUAGGCGUGCUGGGCUGUCCUUGCGAUAGGGAAACCUAGCCGAAGUCGAGAGGAGCCAAGCUACUACGAUCGCUGAAAUGUUUUAAAACACUUGGCGACUCUACACAUUGCCGCCUCAAAAGAAUCGAACAAAAAUACCAACGAAUUGAAACAUUCUGCUUUUUCAACAAAAGGUCCGAAUUUUCAGACUGAGGAACCACAGGGGGCCAUCGAAGACUGCAGUCGACAAGGUUGAGCCCGAGCCCAUGCCUGAUUAAGAAGGUGGUCUAGAUCCAAUUGUGCCGUCGCCCGCGAUAGCAUUGCACGAACAUUAGCACUAUAGCCAAACCCGUCUAGCACCGGGUUCAUAUGGCUGUUCCCAGAGUACAGCAUUGAGUGGUGUCAAUGUGCGAUUCGCGGGGAGCGACACUUCUCCUCAGUCUUGGGCCCUCCUGGUUCUUGGGGCUGAGAUCCCCCCCGUCCUGGUCUCAGGCCGUCUGUAUAACCACAUCUGCACAGCAUCAGCCGCUGUCGGCUUUCUCCUUCGCUUCAACAUCGUCUCUCAAUACCACAAGACCAAAGGCCGUUGUUGUCGCUGUCAUAGCGGGCUUCAAACCACGCCUCGACGUCGGUUCGCUGUCGCUGAAACUAUCCAUUGCUCGAGCAAAGGAUAUCAAUUAUCAUGGCGCCGUCUCUCUUUCGCAAACGCCACGAGGCCGAGGAUAUUAUUCCAAUCCCCGGCCCUCUCGAGACCGUCUCCGCUUCCGGUCGUGAUUACCUCGAGAAUCUACAGCAGUUCGAGAAAUCUCACAAGUUCGAUCCCAAUCUGCCCAUCGACGACCUCACAGAUGUCGACGCCGCCAUAGCGACUGGAAAUGCCGAGAAGGGGAUUGAGAUUGAGCACGCGCUCAUGGAGGACAACAGUCCCUAUCCCGAAGUUAGAUCUGUUGUCCGAAACUACGAUGUUGAUGUCCCUGCCAACACCAUCCGUGCCUGGACUAUCGGGUUGAUUCUUUGCACCAUCGGUUCUGGUGUGAAUAUGCUCUUCUCGUUGCGAAACCCCAGUGUCACAGUCACUACCUACGUAGUCCAGCUUGUCGCCUAUCCGUUUGGUCUUGGCUGGGACUUGAUCAUGCCUGACCGAGAAUGGACCUUGUUCGGUCUCAAAUUCAACCUCAAGCCCGGUGAAUUUAACUACAAGGAGCAUGUGGUAAUUGUCGCCAUGUCCAAUGCGGCCUACGGUGGCGGUGUUCUCUACGCAACUGAUGUACUCCUCGCGCAGCAAAUCUUUUACGGCCAAAAGUUUGGCUGGGCUUUCCAGAUCCUAUUUGGCAUUACGACUCUUUGCACUGGAUAUGGGCUGGCUGGACUUGCCCGUCGCUUUCUGGUGUGGCCGGCUGCUAUGAUCUGGCCCACUGACUUGGUCAAUUGUGCCUUGUUCUAUACGCUUCACGAUCACUCCGGCUCGGACCCUACUAAGACCAAUGGCUGGAAGAUGGGACGGUAUAGAUGGUUCUUGAUCGUUGGAGCUGGAGGUUUUGUUUGGUACUGGUUCCCAGGUUGGAUCUUCAAAGGUCUUUCUUACUUCACCUGGGUUUGCUGGCUUGCACCUCACAACGUUAAAGUCAACAAGAUCUUUGGUGGCAUGACCGGCUAUGGCUUGAUGCCUACAUCCUUCGAUUGGACCGUGUACAGCGGUUACCUACAGUCACCUCUUAUCCCUCCCUUCCACGCCAUCGCGAAUGUUCUCCUGGGCAUCAUUGUUUUCUUCAUCUGCAUAUCAAUGGGCAUCCACUUUACAGGUACCUGGUAUGCGGAUUACUUCCCAGUCCAGUCAUCCGAGUCCUACGACAACACGGGCGCCAUCUACAAUGUUACGAGAAUCCUCGACAGUAACUUCCAGUUCAAUGAAACUGCCUACAAGGAAUACUCGCCACUCUUUCUACCGACGCAGUUUGCUCUUUCUUAUGGUCUGUCCUUCGCAGCUGUUACAGCAGUUGUUGUUCACGUUGUGCUCUACCAUGGGCAUGAGAUCUGGAGACAAUUCAAGCUGGCCCGCAAUCAGGAGGAUGACGUGCACAUGCGACUGAUGAAGAAGUACCGAGAUGCGGAGGAUUGGUGGUAUGCGACUCUUUUCAUUGUCAUGGUUGCUAUUUCCAUUGGCGUGAUUGCUGGUUGGCCAACUGGCUUCCCCGUCUGGGCGUACUUCAUUUGCCUCCUUAUUCCCGUGCUGUGGUUGAUCCCUAUCGGUGUUGUUCAGGCUAUCACCAACAUCCAGCUUGGUCUUAAUGUCCUGACUGAGUUCAUCAUUGGCUACAUGGUUCCUGGUCGCCCUAUGGCCAUGAUGAUGUUCAAGAAUUACGGCUACAUCUGCAUGGGCCAGGCACUUUACUUUGCGCAGGAUCUCAAGCUUGGCCACUACAUGAAGGUCCCUCCCAGAGUCAUGUUUUCAUCACAGCUAGUUGCCUCAAUCUGGUCGGCUAUUGUACAGAUUUGCGUGAUGAACUGGGCACUGGGACACAUUCCUGACGUUUGUGCGGUCGAUCAGCCCAACAACUAUACCUGCCCAGGUGGCCGCGUCUUCUACACGGCCUCUGUGAUCUGGGGAGCCAUUGGACCCGCUCGUAUCUUCAGUCACGGCUCAAUCUACUCGUCGCUCCAGUGGUUUUGGCUGGUUGGUGCUGUCACACCAAUCAUCACGUGGCUGCUGGCCCGCAAGUGGCCUCGUUCGAUCUGGCGAUAUGUCAGCACACCUCUUAUCUACGGUGGUGCUGGUAUGUUGCCCCCAGCCUCUGUGUAUAUCUACCUAUGCUGGGGCAUGGUCGGUGCUUUCUUCAACCGCUUCGUCAAGAGACGAUAUACGGGCUGGUGGCUCCAGUACAACUACGUCACUUCAGCGGCCUUGGAUUGUGGCCUCAUCAUGUCAACAAUGGUGAUUUUCUUCACCUUGUACCUGACCAGUGCUUCUCCCCCCAAUUGGUGGGGUAACUAUGGCGCGUUGGAGACGAUGGACUGGAAGACCACUGCGGUCUCGAAGACAGUUCCAAAGGGCUCGUUUAUUGGACCUUCAACUUGGAACUAAGUAACCAAUCUUGUAAAUGGUUGUUCAUGGGCAUGGUUUUGGGAAGAGAGAUUUGGAUAACUGAAGGAAUUUCGAGGCGUUAUGAUCUAGACUAUUUGUUACUUGGCAAUGUUUCUUACUACGCGUGCGAGAUACCUCAAUGAUGAUUAAUGUUCACGGACUUUUUGGAAGAAGCUGUUUGGAUAUGAGUGAAAACUUACGAGCAUUUGAAUUACAGCUGUACCUUCAAUUGAGAUUUGAAUUCAUAUCGUCAUUCAGAGCCAAUGAGUUUUCUUAACGAAAUAACUGUUACACAAGACUCGAUCAGUGGAAGGCAGAACUUAGUACGAUGAUGCUGGACUUGCAGCGAUGCGGAGUAAGAAAAUAUAAGACUUUAGAAGAGGGUGCCAAAAUAAACUUAGUAAAGUCCCCUAAGCUUAGAACAAAAU
Molecule: messenger RNA, 4030 nt
Organism: Fusarium verticillioides 7600
Lineage: Eukaryota; Fungi; Ascomycota; Sordariomycetes; Hypocreales; Nectriaceae
Product: OPT family small oligopeptide transporter
Exons: 3
Coding region: 1203-3602 (799 amino acids)
Biological process (GO): transmembrane transport
Molecular function (GO): oligopeptide transmembrane transporter activity
Source: RefSeq, a predicted model, not a curated record